This is a messenger RNA of Histoplasma mississippiense, 2166 nucleotides long. RefSeq lists its product as hypothetical. The transcript has 2 exons. Gene Ontology annotation, molecular function: ATP binding; RNA helicase activity; nucleic acid binding. NCBI's taxonomy places the organism in Eukaryota, Fungi, Ascomycota, Eurotiomycetes, Onygenales, Ajellomycetaceae. The record is from RefSeq and is a predicted model, not a curated record. Gene Ontology annotation, cellular component: nucleus. The coding region runs from base 1 to 2166 and encodes 721 amino acids. Gene Ontology annotation, biological process: rRNA processing.
AUGGCAUCGGCACACCAUGGGCGGAAUAGCAAACAUCCCAAACCCUCCCGCAGCAAUGCCAGAAGUCUUAAACGAAAGCGGGAUGAGGUGGACCUUUCAACGCUCGCACAACGGAUUGACGAGCUUGAUGUCAAAGCUUCAUUCGAAGCAUUUUCCGACCUCCCUCUCUCAGAACCCACCGCGGACGGCCUCUCCGCGUGCCAUUUUAAAUCGUUGACCGAUAUUCAAGCCAGGGCGAUACCGCAUGCUCUCAAGGGACGAGAUAUCCUGGGCGCCGCAAAGACUGGAAGCGGGAAAACACUUGCGUUUCUCGUUCCUCUCCUGGAGUUGCUAUAUCGAAAGCAAUGGACGGAAUAUGAUGGGCUGGGAGCGUUGGUGCUGUCGCCUACUCGCGAGCUGGCGAUCCAGAUAUUCGAAGUGUUACGGAAGAUCGGUCGCCAUCAUACCUUCUCGGCUGGGUUGGUAAUUGGCGGGAAGGGUUUGCAGGAGGAACAAGAACGGCUGGGGAAGAUGAAUAUAUUGGUGUGCACUCCCGGACGGAUGCUGCAGCAUAUGGACCAGACGGCAGCUUUUGAUACCAAUCACAUUCAAUUACUUGUGCUGGAUGAGGCGGAUCGAAUUAUGGAUAUGGGAUUCCAAAGUACUGUCGACGCCAUUAUCGACCACCUGCCAAAGGAGCGGCAAACGAUGCUGUUCAGCGCAACGCAAACAAAAAAAGUUUCUGAUCUUGCGCGCUUGAGUCUACGGGAUCCCGAAUACGUAUCUGUUCAUGAAACAGCGGCCAGCGCAACUCCAGCGAAGUUACAACAAAAUUACAUCAUUACGCCGCUGCCAGAAAAGUUAGAUACCCUAUGGAGUUUUAUACGAAGCAGUUUGAAGUCUAAAAUCAUAGUGUUCUUCUCGUCGGGGAAACAAGUUCGGUUUGUGUACGAGUCUUUUAGGCAUAUGCGACCUGGGAUUCCCCUUCUUCAUUUACAUGGGCGCCAGAAACAAGGCGCCAGGGUAGAUAUUACAAAGAAAUUUUCUGCGGCUAAGUAUUCGUGCUUGUUUGCUACGGAUAUUGCUGCGAGGGGCCUGGAUUUCCCGGCUGUCGACUGGGUUAUUCAGGUUGACUGCCCAGAGGACGCAGACACAUAUAUCCACCGAGCAGGUCGAACUGCGCGCUACGAACGCAACGGGCGAGCAGUUCUGUUCCUAGAGCCCAGUGAGGAGGCGGGAAUGUUAAAGCGGCUGGAACAGAAGAAAAUACCCAUCGAAAAAAUUAAUGUCCGUUCCAAGAAACAGCAGAGUAUUAAAAACCAGUUGCAGAAUAUGUGUUUUAAAGACCCAUCUUUGAAAUACCUUGGACAGAAAGCUUUUAUAUCCUACGUCAAAUCCAUCCAUGUGCAGAGGGAUAAGGAGGUUUUUGAUGUGAAAGACUUGCCCAAAACAAGAAUAUGCCGCGAGCUUGGGACUACCUGGUCCCCCACCCGCUCAAGUUUAUCAAGGCGUCGAUUUGACGCAGGCGAUGAUAAUCUCGGCGAAGUAGCAUCUGAUAGUGACUCCAAUACGACGAAACCCAAGCCUAAAGUGGUACAAAUACCUGGUAUCGAACCACUUAUCAUAGAUUCUCACCGUCGAGAGAAACUUCUGAAGUCGAAGAAGAAGCUGCUUAAAUACAAGGGCAAAGGGUCGAAAUUGGUCUUCGAUGAAGAUGGGAACCCGCACGAAGUGUAUGAAAUGGAAGAUGAGGACGACUUCAAGAAACAGGGUUCUGCAGAUGCGCAGCGGGCCAAGUUCCUGGAGCUAGAGGCCGAGCGGACUAGACUUGCAGAUAUCCGCGACAAAGAAAUUGCGAAACAAAAGAAACGGGAGAGAAAGGAGAAAAGGAAAGAAAGGGCAAGACUGGCCAAGGAAACAGGCGACGCUGGAGGGUCAGCAGUGCUUGCGCCAUUUGAUGAAGACAUUGAAGGAGAUGAUGACCUUAGCCAGGCUUCCGGCACCGGGCAAGUUCCCGGAGAGGCCCAUCUGAGUAAAAAGCAAAAGAAAUGGUCCCAAGACUCGUCUGGGGAUGAACAUGGGGAGAAGAAGGGCCGCGGCCGUUCGAAACGUAGUCAGGCAAAUGGGCCCGUUGCGAUUGAAACUUUGGAGGAUCUGGAGACUCUUGCUGCUGGGCUUCUGGGCUAA